AUGACUUAUCCUUCCGCCAAGCACAGUGUGUUUCUUGCCUUGCCCGGAGAGAUUCGUCGACAAAUUUAUGAGUUAUGCAUCCCAAUUAACUCUCGCAUCGUUAUAUGUCAAGAUUCCCGCUAUCAGGUCCUUCAAGAUGGUGAUGGAUUCCAACCCAAACAGGAGACUUAUGACACUGAAGACGACAAUGAUGAAAUUCCUGAAGAGUUUUCAUCAGACAUACCGAAGACUGAUGGCAGGGACUUUCCCGAGCCGCCAGUAUUGCAAGAUGUCAAAAAGUCUGCAAGUCGUCGAACUGCUUUGCCUGAAAUACUUCUCGUGUGUCGCCAGAUUACAGAUGAACUCAAGCCAGUACUCUACGGAAGCACCACGUUCACGGUUAUUAUCUCUGGAGGCGAAGAAAAAUAUCUGGAGAAGCUGUUCAGUCUCGAGACAAGGGAGCACUUCCGCAAGAUGAUUCUGAUCUUCCGCACAGAAGAUCUUUCUUCUGACGUGGACCUCUAUUUGAAUCCGAAAAUCUGGGACAGGAUCUUCAGCAAUCUCUUGAAACUUGGAAUUAUUAUCGAGCAGCCAGAACCUUGGGACGGCAACUGGGUCUUAGAUGAGUGGAAAGCGCGGCUGACAUCGACGUUGGGGUAUUUAAACCGAGCUAUUCCCGACAAGACCAAGAUCAUCGCAGAUGCAAAUGAGGAGGCAGAGGCAACUCAAAUUGUUGAGAGAAUGAUGCCGGAGCGUUGCGACUUCCAGAAGUUAUUAGACGGCGAUUUGGUACUGGAUAGGUAUUGGAACGGUAAUGAUGAUGAUUGGCCGACCAGCUGUAGGGAUUGUAUUGAUGAUGGUGACUAUGACUUUUAUUACUCGGACUAA
Messenger RNA from Fusarium sp. VM40, 867 nucleotides. NCBI's taxonomy places the organism in Eukaryota, Fungi, Ascomycota, Sordariomycetes, Hypocreales, Nectriaceae. The record is from the annotation of a GenBank genome assembly.